Messenger RNA from Polypterus senegalus (gray bichir), 564 nucleotides. Its product is annotated as interferon a3-like. Gene Ontology annotation, molecular function: cytokine receptor binding. Gene Ontology annotation, cellular component: extracellular region. Lineage: Eukaryota; Metazoa; Chordata; Cladistia; Polypteriformes; Polypteridae. Gene Ontology annotation, biological process: defense response. The record is from RefSeq and is a predicted model, not a curated record. The transcript is spliced from 5 exons. The coding region runs from base 1 to 564 and encodes 187 amino acids.
AUGAUAUCAACAAAAACUCUCGUCGUCGCAGCCCUCGUACUGUCGCUCUGCUACUCGUGCAGCGGCUCGAAGGACACCUGCAAGUGGAUACAGCAGGAGCAGUUCGUGUACACCAGUCGGAGAACUCUAAUGACGCUGACAGAUAUGGAAAGCGCCGUUUCGUCGUUCAAAAUGAAUCUGAGAAUUCCACACAAAGUCUACAGAAUUCAUAAGCAUUCUUUGACUGGCGACAGUGUUUUGUUGGUGUACGAUGCCAUCCGCAACAUCAGCGCAAUUUUUCGAGGACGCGUGGCCGAGACCCCUUGUAAGAACGUCUCUGAGCUGAUGAGCGCCCUCCAUCGGGAGAUGAAGGAGCUAAAGGACUGUAUGAAGGAAAUGAAUUACGCAGAAAACAGGCAGACAACCGAGUGGAAGCUGCUGGAGGUCUAUUUUCAGAAAAUGGACGAUUAUUUGAAACAAGAGAAUUAUAGCUCCGAUGCCUGGCAUGCCGUGUGCUCUCAGGUUCAAGACAACUUACAGAGGAUCGACCACCUCAUGGCCCACAUCAGCAAGAGAAUGAACUAG